Molecule: messenger RNA, 1167 nt
Organism: Branchiostoma belcheri (Belcher's lancelet)
Lineage: Eukaryota; Metazoa; Chordata; Leptocardii; Amphioxiformes; Branchiostomatidae
Product: location of vulva defective 1-like
Exons: 4
Coding region: 79-1167 (362 amino acids)
Source: RefSeq, a predicted model, not a curated record
UUUACUAACUUAUUUUCAUGUUUAGGUCGCACCGCCCAGUCUGGGCAAAGUCACCACACAGAACCAAGCGAACUGACAAUGAGGCAAGAGUUGCAGAGUCUUCUCAGACUAAAAAGAAACGACGAGUAUGAAGAAGAAAGCACAGACACAGCGCCUACAACAAUGAGAAUACAAACUCUGUCGUCACCAACAGAAACAUUGGCAGAAUCAAAAAGUACACAAAACCGUCUGCAAAGCAGCACGGAUGUGACAUACUCAUCUAGUCAGACUAGUGCAUUCAAUGCAGUUGUUGAAGAAAGUGAACGAACUACAACAUCAUCAUUUUCUACAACGAGGUCCAGACAAACAUUGUUGGAAUCUUUGCAAACGAUGAAUGAUUUGUCAACAGCGUUUGACGGCGUGGGAAGGACGUUUGCAACAACCAUACCUCAAAGUACAGAUAGGGCCACAAAUACAGACCAAAGAACUAGUUCGUCAACCACAAACGAUGUUGUAACUGAGUCUCGCUUUGUGGAAGCCAAGACUCAAAAUAUGGGAGAUACAGAGGAGUCUACAGUGAUGGGAACGACGGUAAUUCCUACAAUUUUUGAGAAGACCGAGGAGUCAAAAAGCAGAGCAACCAAUGAGGAAACUACUUAUGGUACAAGUCCAGUACUUCCAACAACACUGGAGCCAACGAGAGAAGUAUCGACGACGACUGCAGACCAAUCGACUUCAGGCAACCCUACGCAGCUCACCACUACCUUGGCUACAUCAAAGCAACCCACUACAGCGACAACCAUUGAAGGAUCUACAACCGCAGCACCAACUCCUCUUGAAACUACACAGACAAUGACUACAACACUGACUACAGAAUCGGAGAUGACAACCAACCCUUCAACAAUGGAGCCAACGAGAGAAGUCACAGAUCAGGUCACUAGUACAACCAUAGGGCAGUCUACUACUGCUGCUGUAUCUACAAUCAAACCAUCAACUAUUUAUGGCACAACGACGGGACUGACAACAACGACGGGACUGACAACAGAAAUUACAUCUCACGGAACUUCAGCAUUAAGAACUGAGUACUUCAAACAGAGUUUCAACGGGGAGGCCAUCUACACAGCCAUCUUCAACUUUGGAGAUGACCACUGCAAUUCCAACAACAGAACAUCUUUUAACUACUUUUGA